AUGCGGACAGGCUCGCAGCCCGCGUCCUCGCCUCCCACCUCGUCCGCCACCCCGCCGUCCUCGACGGCCUCCACCUCCUCGUCCUCGACCCAGCCCCGGCCCGGAGCGAACAAGCACGCCGGCUACCUGGUCGAGUUCCUCCUCCCCCUCAUGGCCUCGUGCCUGGCCGUUGCUGCGGGGAGCAGCGGCGGGCCGGCCGGCGCCGACGCGCCCCUCGCCCUCGAGGUGGAGGCCGGCGUGCCGACCGCCUCGUCGCCGGCCGCAGCCGUCCGCGUCCUCGCGCGCGAGCACUGCUGGUAUGACACCAUGCCGCGCACCCAGGGUCUCGUGGUUGACGCUGCGCUCGCGCUCUUCAAGCUGCGGCUCGAACGCAUGAGCUCGGCCCUCUCCAACGAGACGAUGGCCCGGACGCUCGCCACCUGGACGCGGUACAUGCAAAAAUGGCGGGUCUUCAAGCGCAAGUUUACUGCCGAGCCCGCUUUGUUUGGCGCGAGCCACGGGUCCGAGGCUCACGACUCGUCGUCGCCCGUGCGCUCUCUCUCGCUCCCGGCCUUUGACGCGCCGCCGACGUACGCCGAGGAGCGCGCCGGCCACGAGUGGCUGGCGUACUGGAGGAAGCGUUCGCUCACCCCCAAGCCCACGACCACUCGCACACGCAAGCGCAAGCUUGACGCCGCCGCCGUCGGCGUUGGUGCGCCGGUGCAAAAGCGGCUCCAGCCACUCUCGCCGACGCGUCUCGAGCACACAGAGGUCGCUGCAGGCGUGUUCACUCCGAUGGCCGCCGCCGAGGACGAGGCCCGUGCUGCCGAAGCAGCCGCGGUGGCGAGUGACAAGCGUGCUCGCGUCACCAGAGAGCGUGCCCGUCUCGCCGAGCUCGAGCUGGAGCAGUAUGUGUUGAACUCGCCUUGA
This is a messenger RNA of Thecamonas trahens ATCC 50062, 909 nucleotides long. RefSeq lists its product as uncharacterized. NCBI's taxonomy places the organism in Eukaryota, Apusomonadida, Apusomonadidae. The record is from RefSeq and is a predicted model, not a curated record. Bases 1 to 909 code for a protein of 302 amino acids. The transcript is spliced from 3 exons.